Molecule: messenger RNA, 267 nt
Organism: Botrytis porri
Lineage: Eukaryota; Fungi; Ascomycota; Leotiomycetes; Helotiales; Sclerotiniaceae
Exons: 1
Coding region: 1-267 (88 amino acids)
Source: RefSeq, a predicted model, not a curated record
AUGUUAGGAGCCCCCUAUUUCAAGAGUGUUACCAACUCAGAAAUCAUCGUAGAAUGGCAGCAACUAGCAAGUCAUGGACGGAGAGUGGCAGGCCAUGAUUACAAUCACCCGAAUUGUAAGAUUGAGGAAACGUCGGAUGGGAGAUCGUAUAUGCAACAGAUGUUUGUGAAGGUGAAGGGGCAGUGGAGGAUUUCGGUUAUUAAGCCGGAGGUGAUAUAUCAUACGGGUGAUUUAAUGGCGGUGGGAAGACCGGAUGAGUACAGAUGA